AUGAAGGUUGCGAUCUUCGUUGAGCCAUCACCAUUCACUCAUAUCAGCGGCUUGAAGAACCGCUUUGAGUCGUUGAUACACGGCCUCCGCGAGGUCGGAGACAGCGUGCUGGUCGUGACGCCCGACCCAGCGCCGCCCAAGCACUUUUUCGGCGCGGAGGUGAUUGGCGUGUGGGGCUUCCGGCCGCCCCUCUACAACUCCCCCACCCUCCUCCUCUCCACCGGCCUCUCGGUGCACGCUGCACGCGCGCUCUGGAGGCUGCGGCCUGACGUCAUCCAUGUGUCAGGCCCCGGCCCCAUGGUGUUCGCAGCCCUGCUGUACGCGCGCCUGUUCGGGGCGCCCUUGGUCAUGAGCUACCACACCCACAUACCAGAGUACAUCCCGCGGUACACAUGGCGUGGGCUGGUGGGGCCGGCGUGGGCCGUCAUAAGGUGGUUUGUGCGGGCGGCCGAUCUGACGCUGGUGACAUCAGCGGCUAUGAAGGCGGAGCUGGUGCGCAAUGGCUGCCCAGCGGACAGCAUCGACGUGUGGCAGCGCGGCGUCGACACCAAGGCGUUCCACCCCCGCCACCGCAGCGAGGCCAUGCGGGCGCGCCUCAGCGACGGCCACCCUCAGGCGCCGCUGCUGCUGCACGUCGGCCGCCUGGCCGCAGAGAAGAACAUCACGGCGCUGCUGGACGUCUUGCAGCAGCUGCCGGGGGCGCGGCUGGCGAUCGUCGGCGAUGGCCCGCUGCGGCUCGAGCUGGAGCAGCUGUUUCGGGGCAUGCCUGUGAAGUUCACGGGCACCCUGCAGGGCCGCGAUCUGUCCGAGGCGUUUGCCAGCGCCGACGCCUUUCUCAUGCCCUCCGAGACCGAGACCCUCGGUUUUGUGGUCCUCGAGGCCAUGGCCAGCGGGCUGCCCGUCGUCGCUGUCGCGGCCGGUGGCCUGACAGAUGUUGUGUCGCGGCCGGGAGAGAACGGGCUGCUGUACCCUCCCGGAAAUUACGCCACCUGCGCUGCGCACGCGCGGCGACUGAUUGCGGACGUGGCCGCGCGGCGCGCCAUGGGCGCCGCCGCGCGCCGUGAGGCGCAGCGGUUUGGCUGGGCGGCGGCAACGCGACACCUGCGGGAGCAGCAGUAUGCACGCGCGGUCUGCAACGCCAAACCUAGGCCGCGGCGCUGCUCGAAAUUCUGCGACGCCACCCUGAGGGCGCUGUCUCGUGCGCCGGCCGGGCUGUUGGUGGCGCUGUCGUCGCUGCUGGUGCUGCUGGCGGCGCUGGGCUACGCCCUGCCCUACCGGCCUGCUGCUGCUUGA
Monoraphidium neglectum is the source of this 1293-nucleotide messenger RNA. Its product is annotated as sulfoquinovosyltransferase. Gene Ontology annotation, molecular function: glycosyltransferase activity. The transcript is spliced from 5 exons. Bases 1 to 1293 code for a protein of 430 amino acids. Lineage: Eukaryota; Viridiplantae; Chlorophyta; Chlorophyceae; Sphaeropleales; Selenastraceae. The record is from RefSeq and is a predicted model, not a curated record.